Messenger RNA from Balaenoptera ricei (Rice's whale), 177 nucleotides. Its product is annotated as DNA-directed RNA polymerases I, II, and III subunit RPABC4-like. Gene Ontology annotation, biological process: DNA-templated transcription. Gene Ontology annotation, cellular component: RNA polymerase II, core complex; RNA polymerase III complex; RNA polymerase I complex. The transcript has a single exon. Gene Ontology annotation, molecular function: DNA-directed RNA polymerase activity; DNA binding; zinc ion binding. NCBI's taxonomy places the organism in Eukaryota, Metazoa, Chordata, Mammalia, Artiodactyla, Balaenopteridae. The coding region runs from base 1 to 177 and encodes 58 amino acids. The record is from RefSeq and is a predicted model, not a curated record.
AUGGAUACCCAGAAGGAUGUGCAACCCCCAAAGCGGCGGCUGAUGAUACGUAUCUGUGGAGAAUGUCCCACAGAAAAUGAAAUAAAAUCCAGGGAUCCAAUCCGAUGCAGAGAAUGCAAAUACAGAAUAAUACACAAGGAAAGGACUAAAAGACUGGUAGUUUCUGACGCUCGAUGA